AGGAGGGCAGGAAGACACGAUAAGACCGUAGGAUUAUCUGACAUGAAAGCAAGACGAUUUAAUCCGUGUACUGACCCACCGAAAGGAAGGAACCAGCUGACAUGGGCGGCAGUGAUGGAGGUAGCCAUACAGACGGAGGCGGUGAGCGAGGAGGAGCUCGACUGGGACCUCAGCGGCCUCGUGGACAGAGAGACUCAAACGCUCCCUCCAAACGCGACACAUUUUCAGCUAAACCACACGGAUGCAUUUGUGCAGACGGACUACCGCUACUUCCCCCUCGCCAACUCCGAGGCAGCCCGACCCACCACCUGCAUGAGCCCCGCCAAGAAGGUGAGCGUGGGAACUCAGACGGAUACGAUGACGACUUCAGUGUCCACGCAGACGGAGGAACCUUACCUCCUGCCAGAGCCUCCUCCUCCUGUUACAAGGCCUUCUACGAGCGUGAGCGUCUUUGAGAAGCCGAAGGUCGUGCUCUCGGACGCGUGCGCAGGGCCCUCGACGUCUGGCCUGGGGUCGGCUCUGACACGCGCGCCGGUGCUCAAGGGGAACGUCUUACCCAUUCCCCCGGGGGCGCUCCCCAUUAGCCCCCCUCCCUCGCCCGAACACCCCCUCAGCCACCCCUUCGACCACGCGCCGCCGGGGAGGAUGAAGGCGGAGGACAGGUGGCGUCACCUCGCGACCUUUCACCUGAACGAACUCCUGCCGUCAAGGAAGCGGUGGCCGGUGAUGCAGCUACGCGGCCGGCGGAGGAUGGUCGACGUCAGCAUCCAGACCGACAACGACAUCCUGACCGACGAGGCCCCUCAGUUCGCCGCCCGACCUCCGCUCUCCAAGAAGGCCGAGCUGCUCGAGGGCGUCGACUUCACCGACCUCGACGUCCACGUCCUCACCGCUCCCGUCGAGGCGUUGUGUAUGAUAUUCCGAAUGGAACAGCUAUCAAAAAUACAACAUAAAUGUGAGAUGUUCAACGAGAAACAUGAUUCUAGAACCUUUGAACAAAGGAGUAUGAGCUGCCAUGCGGGUGUCCUGGUGACAUCAGACACGGAAGAUCUUGUACGUUACCUGUGUGGACAAGUGGAAGAGGAUUUACAAAGACUUAGGGUGAUUUUCCGUUGGGUCACCGAAAACAUAAGAUACGACUGGAAAUUUAUAGACAAACCCCAGACAGCGCAGGAGAUUUUAACCUCUCGGGCAGGUGUCAGUAAGGACUAUGUGAAUCUGCUGAUGGAACUGUGUCACCUGGCAGGAAUAAGAGUUAAAAAGAUUCACGGAUUUGCCAAAGGACACGAUUUCAGAAUUGGGCGUCUUUUUGACCCUGAGACGGACCCUCUGCACUUCUGGAUUGCUGUGUUCCUGUAUGGCUCCUGGCGGCUCCUGGACCCUACUUUCGGCGCUGGGUAUAUGGACGCCCAGGGGAGAUAUCACCCCCAUCUCCAAGAACAUUUUUUCCUCACUGAUCCCGAACAGCUGAUCUACACGCACUUCCCAUACGACCAGCAUGAGCAGCACUACAGCAGAUGGCAGCUGCUGGAGAGCCCCCUCAGCCUGGAGGAAUUCAACUCCCUGCCCAAGGUCAUGCCCGGCUUCUGGGAGGUCGGCCUGCGUCUGAACAAGCCCACAGACUGCCCGGUCGUUUUCCGGAUGCAGACGGAGGUCAAGAUCUCGGCCAUGGCGCUGGUCCGAUACAAAUACAAGUUCUUCCCCGCGAGCGAGACCGAGGACGCCUGCAUCAACCAGUGGGUGUUCUGCUCCCUGAAGGAGGACAACGCCGUGGGUUCCUUCAUCGUGGUGCCUCCCGAGCCCUCCGAGUACGUCCUCAAGGUGUACGCCGGCCCCGAGGAGCUGCUCGACGACGAGAACGCGGCGCUCGACCACGUCGUCACCUUCCUUCUGGUCUGCGAGAAGGCGCGACGCCACCCUGUGCCCUGGCCGCUGCACGACGUGGCUUGGGGCCCGACGCCGCGCCUCUACGAGUGCGGCCUCGACCCCCUCAACCAGAGCGGCCCCGUCAUCAUCACGUGGGGCGGCAAGAAGCUCAUCUACUUCGAUAAGGCCUUCGAGGUCCUCAUCAUGUUCCAGGUUUUCGAUGCGGAGGGACAGAUGCUCGAGGUCAAGGGUAUCAUAGGCAAGGAUGAGACGGAAGAGCAGCUCCGCUUGGCCAUCGUUCCUCCUGGUAUUGGGUUUUAUAAGUUUCUUAUGUAUGGGAUACCUCGUCCGCAGGUCCGAGGCCGCUGGAGGUUGCCACUGCUGGCCUGUUACCUCAUCGAGUGUAAGAUGAACCUCGGCCACAGCUCGGAGGGAAACGAGAAGAAGAAGUCGAAGUCACGGAGGAUGAAGAUAGCGAUCCGGAGAUAGCAAGGAGCGCGGAUUGGUUGAUUUGGGUGAGAGGGAGUGUUCGAAUGUGUGUAAGAUGACUUGUGACUUUAUUUUACACCAAGCGCAGUCGUAUCAAAAUAUGGAUCAGUGGAAUGAGGAGAAAGACAUCGCUGUGACUGAAACAAACUGAAGAGGACAAAAACAUUUAUUUCUACUAUUAUUUAGAUAAAUGGGAUAGCGGGAACUAUCUCUUGAAAGCGUGAAGGAUGAAUUUUUGGUCUUUGGUUUUCAUGAUCAUUAUGAUUAUUUAGCUGAAAUGACCCCAUGGUCGACUUAGCAAACUUCUUGAUAUAUAAGAUAUACUAGAAUUUGCUGAUGAAUCCAGACAUCUGGUAGAUAGGGAAAACUUCAAGAGCUACCUCGAAGAAAAUUGAAUUUGUGUCAGAAUCGAACACAGGAAUUCAAGCACUAUCAUCCAACGGGUUUUAAUGUGGCUUCCUCCUGCUUUCAAAUGGUCGAAAGUCGUAUCUAAAUCAGUAUUUGUGACACCCUAACCUGCCAUCGUGGACUUGAAGCGCCUUUCUCUAUCUCAGUCUUUGAUGCACUGGCGGCUUAUGGUAUUCAAUAGGUAUUAAAAUAGUCCAAUUUUCCUCCACACUCCGUGAACAGACAAAUAUAUUCAUUAACGUUUAAUGUUUAUUGCCACA
Molecule: messenger RNA, 3023 nt
Organism: Penaeus vannamei (Pacific white shrimp)
Lineage: Eukaryota; Metazoa; Arthropoda; Malacostraca; Decapoda; Penaeidae
Source: RefSeq, a predicted model, not a curated record